GUUUUCUUGUUUUUUUUCUCCAAACACGAAAUUGAAAUCAACCAACAAUCAUUUUUAGCUUCGCUUUAUCUUUAUUCAGACUUAUCGCACUAUACACUCGCUCAGAAUGUCGUUAUGGGUGGAUCGAUACAGGCCUAAAACACUAGUAUCUCUUGAUUUUCAUCAAGAUGUUGCCAAUCGAUUAAAAGCUCUAGCUUCUUCGGGAGAUUUUCCUCAUCUUUUGAUCUAUGGGCCUUCUGGUGGUGGUAAGAAAACAAGUAUAUUGGCCACCUUGAAUGAAUUGUAUGGUUCAGGUAUUGAGAAAAUGAAGAUUGAUGUUAGGACUUUUACGACACCAACAAACCGUAAAUUGGAGUUUAAUGUGAUCUCCUCCAACUACCACAUUGAGAUCACUCCCUCAGAUAUGGGGAAUAACGAUAGAAUCGUCAUUCAAGAGCUAUUAAAAGAGAUUGGACAAACUGAACAGAUUGACUUUCAAACUGGCAAACAUCGAUUUAAAGUGGUUAUAAUUAACGAUGCAGAGUCGUUAACUAGAGAUGCCCAGGCUGCGUUAAGAAGAACAAUGGAAAAGUAUUCAACUAAUAUCAGGUUAAUCUUGAUUGCAGAAUCCACGUCCAACAUUAUAUUGCCAAUCAAAUCCAGAACCUUGUUGAUACGAUGCUCAUUGCCUACAAUUGAAGAAAUCAAUCGGGUUUUAUUGAAAAUUAGCAAAAAGGAAAAUUUACAAGAAAACAAUCAAUUGCCUCAGAAUGAUCGAGAGUGUUUGAAAAUAUUAAACAGGAUUUCCAUCAAUUCUGAGAGAAAUCUUAGAAAGGCAAUUUUGUUAUUUGAAUCAUUAGUAAUGAUUCACAACAAAUUGACCAUAAAUACCCCAAUAAUUGAAUUGGAUUGGGAAUUGGUUAUUAAGAAUCUAUCAAACUCAGUAUUGAAAAAUAGAUCAGUUUCAACUCUAUCGCAAUCAAGGUCAAUUUUGUAUGAAUUAAUAAGUCAUUGUAUUCCACCUAUUAUAAUAUUGAAAAAAUUGGCAUUUUUUUUGAUUUGCAAUGAGAGAAUUGAAAACGACGAUGUUAAAUUUCAAAUAGUAGAUGCUGCAAGUGUAUUUAAUGAAAGAUUAAAUCUUGGUUCAAAAGCUAUAUUUCAUUUAGAAGGAUUUUUAGCUAAAACGAUGGUUAUACUUGAAAAAAAUAGGGUUUAAUACAGGAUAAAUUUAUACAAGAAUCAAUUAAUAAGUAAGUAAGUAAGUAAGUAAGUAAGUAAGUAAACAAAUAAAUAGGAAAAAGGAUACUAAAAAAUGGUUUACCAACCUCUGUACAAUUUAUAUUCGC
Molecule: messenger RNA, 1325 nt
Organism: Ascoidea rubescens DSM 1968
Lineage: Eukaryota; Fungi; Ascomycota; Saccharomycetes; Ascoideales; Ascoideaceae
Gene: RFC5
Product: replication factor C subunit 5
Exons: 1
Coding region: 107-1195 (362 amino acids)
Biological process (GO): DNA-templated DNA replication; DNA repair
Cellular component (GO): Rad17 RFC-like complex; DNA replication factor C complex; Elg1 RFC-like complex
Molecular function (GO): DNA clamp loader activity; DNA binding
Source: RefSeq, a predicted model, not a curated record